Ectocarpus sp. CCAP 1310/34 is the source of this 527-nucleotide messenger RNA. The record is from the annotation of a GenBank genome assembly. Lineage: Eukaryota; Phaeophyceae; Ectocarpales; Ectocarpaceae.
GGCAGGCAGUCGCGGUCAAUCGGCGAAAGGACUCCUUGUACCAUCCAUCGGUUAUUCCAAGCGCCGAACGAAGCCUUCGUACUUUGCUGCCUUCCGGUGUGCUUAUUUGCUAAAGCGUGUGCAACGGGUGAUAUUCGCACGCAGAUACGAGAUCCUGCGGCUGGUCACGCAGAGACCACACAAGCGGCCCAAGCGAUCAGGUGUUGAUCAGUACCACCACCACCACAGCAAGCAGCAGGCAGGGCCCCAGCUAGUGGCGGUGCCCAGCGUAACAACAGCCAGGCAACAAGUAGGAAGUACGAGAGCGAGGAGAUCGCCUGGGGCCUACAGCAGUAGAUCCUGGAGCCGAAGCGAGCGUCUUUGGAGCGUUGAGGGAGAUAUUCUACAUGAGCUACGCAGAUAGCCGUGGCGGUGGGGCGGGAGGGCCCAACGGCCUGCUGCCGGAAUAUAACUCCGUUGUAGGCGCAUGGGUCCUGGAGGUGUCCAGCCGUACAGUUGGCGCAGAUUCCAUUUGCAAAGCAACCUGA